GGAAAAUUAAAAAAGAACCUCGGGGGAAGAAUAUUGGAAUUCGAUUUCAAAUUUCGUAGAGAGGUGGAAAAUGCAACUUGCUGGAAGGAAACACCUUAAAGUCCACACUCUCCCUCUGAACAAUCAAAUCCAAAAUUGGAAUUCGAUUCCAGGAAUCAUAAUAAGUGAAUCAGGGUUCAUCGGAAUUUAAUUCCAAAAGAAAGGGCCGGUUCAGAUGCAACUAAUCUCUACCCAAAAAAGCUUAAUUAAACAGCGUGUCGUUUGGAUAUUGUCACCUUAUAAGGUUAACUUGCCCAAAAUAGCGAAAUCCUAACUCUACAAAAUGAAAAUGGAGGAGCACUAGUACAUUGCAUAACAUAAAGCCACCUCUAGGCACCGCCACCACCACCACCACCACCAACACCAACACCAACACCAACACCGACGAAACGUCGUCGUUGUCGUCAAAAUCUAAUUAAAGAUGCCGUCGUCGUCAAUGAUUUUUUCUUCUUCUACAACGCCGUCGUUUUUAUCAUCAUCGUCAUCUUCAUCAUCAUCACAUUUUUCUUAUUCUCGUUUAUCGUAUGGACUGUCUUUAGCUUUCAGUAGCUCUCCCUCUCGAGUCAUCUCUCAAAAGAGCGUUAGAAGUGAUAUGGCUGAAGCGGUAAAUGUGAAUGGGAAGCCAAGUAGUCCUACUAUCAAUGAACGGACACUGCCAAAGUUUUUGGAAUCUGCACUUACUGAGAAAUCUGUUAAAAGAAGCAGCACCAAAAUUAAAUUGUUUUCUGGCUCUGCUAAUCCCGCUCUUUCUCAGGAAAUUGCUUCGAAUAUGGGGCUGGAACUGGGAAAGGUCAACAUCAAACGAUUUGCUGAUGGUGAAAUCUAUGUUCAAUUGCAAGAAAGUGUUAGAGGAUGUGAUGUGUAUCUAUUGCAGCCAACCUGUCCUCCAGCGAACGAGAAUCUCAUGGAGCUUUUGAUCAUGAUAGAUGCAUGUAGGAGAGCAUCUGCCAAGACCAUUACUGCUGUCAUUCCCUAUUUUGGAUAUGCCAGAGCAGAUAGAAAGACUCAAGGUCGUGAAUCUAUUGCAGCUAAACUUGUUGCAAACCUUAUCACUGAAGCAGGUGCAAACCGUGUCCUCGCUUGUGAUAUUCAUUCUGGGCAAUCUAUGGGUUACUUUGAUAUCCCUGUUGACCAUGUGCACUGUCAGCCUGUGAUUCUCGAAUAUCUGGCCAGCAAGGCAGUUCGUUCUAAUGAGUUGGUAGUGGUUUCCCCUGAUGUUGGUGGAGUUGCAAGAGCACGAGCUUUUGCAAAAAAGUUGUCUGAUGCCCCUUUAGCUAUUGUUGAUAAAAGGCGUCAUGGACACAAUGUUGCUGAGGUGAUGAACCUUAUUGGUGAUGUAAAAGGAAAGGUUGCAGUCAUGGUGGAUGACAUGAUUGACACUGCUGGAACAAUUGCAAAAGGAGCAGAACUUUUACAGCAAGAAGGGGCUAGGGAAGUCUAUGCAUGCUGCACUCAUGCUGUUUUCAGCCCUCCUGCCAUAGAGAGGUUGUCGAGCGGCCUGUUUCAAGAAGUGAUAAUUACAAACUCAAUUCCGGUAGCUGAGAAAAACUAUUUUCCUCAGUUGACUGUUCUUUCAAUAGCUAACCUGUUGGGUGAGACAAUUUGGCGUGUUCAUGAUGAUUGUUCCGUGAGUAGCAUUUUUCAAUGAAUACAUUUAGGAAUAUCUACUGCUGGGGGCAUAUAACUUGACUCAACUAAGCCUUAAAUCCCAAGUAUUAGAGAGCUGAGUUCUUCCUCCAUUCAGGCUUUUCAGCUUUGGUUAAGGUCAAAUUUUCUAUUAGCUAUUGAUAUCCCAAUGAUGGUGGUUCCUUUUAAAUUCUAAUUCAUAGGUAUCACAGGGAAGGUUUAGGCUCAAAACUAAACACAGGAGGAGUUAAUAAUGACAUUGAUCUUAGGGCUGCUUCAGCUUCCUCUUCCUCUCUUUAUCUAUUUACCCUCUAUCUUGUUGUAAUCCAAAUUUUUAAUUUUAUAAGCAGGCUAAAGCCUGAGUGCUGCUUCUCCAUAGUGAGGCUUGUACUACUAAUGUUUCAAUCAAUUCAUUCAGGCACAAUGUCUGUUGUUUCA
Molecule: messenger RNA, 2103 nt
Organism: Ricinus communis (castor bean)
Lineage: Eukaryota; Viridiplantae; Streptophyta; Magnoliopsida; Malpighiales; Euphorbiaceae
Product: ribose-phosphate pyrophosphokinase 1, chloroplastic
Exons: 8
Coding region: 461-1687 (408 amino acids)
Biological process (GO): 5-phosphoribose 1-diphosphate biosynthetic process; purine nucleotide biosynthetic process; ribonucleoside monophosphate biosynthetic process
Cellular component (GO): ribose phosphate diphosphokinase complex; cytoplasm
Molecular function (GO): magnesium ion binding; ribose phosphate diphosphokinase activity
Source: RefSeq, a predicted model, not a curated record